AUGACAUGCUGCUUAGUAAACCAGUUAGCACCCCCAUGUCCGCAAAGGCGAUUCUCACCUGCCACUGAGGGAGACUUCCUUCCCGAUCCCUCAGUCUUCAGGGAAAUUGUUGGUUCUUUGCAGUAUUUGACCAUCACACAUCCUGACAUUGCCUUUGCCGUCAACUCCAUCUCUCAGUUCAUGAGUCAGCCACACACCCCGCAUUUGAUUGCAGCCAAACGCAUCCUUCGCUACAUCAAAAGCACACUUGAUCAUGGCCUGUUCUUUAGACCUCAUCACCAACCUGCUUAUCUUGCUGCCUAUGUUGAUGCGGAUUGGGUUGGAUGUCCCGACUCUUGUCGUUCUACAUCCGAAUAUCUUGUCUAUCUUGGCACCAACUUGGUCUCUUGGAGUUCUAAAAAGCAGCCCACCGUUGCUCGUUCCAGCACUGUGUCCGAGUAUCGUUCCUUGUCUCAUGCUAGUGCUGAGUCCACUUGGUUAGCUUUCUUACUCUAUGAGCUCGGUGCUAGAAUUUAG
Rosa rugosa (rugosa rose) is the source of this 516-nucleotide messenger RNA. RefSeq lists its product as uncharacterized. The record is from RefSeq and is a predicted model, not a curated record. The coding region runs from base 1 to 516 and encodes 171 amino acids. The transcript has a single exon. NCBI's taxonomy places the organism in Eukaryota, Viridiplantae, Streptophyta, Magnoliopsida, Rosales, Rosaceae.